Molecule: messenger RNA, 5409 nt
Organism: Bursaphelenchus xylophilus (pine wood nematode)
Lineage: Eukaryota; Metazoa; Nematoda; Chromadorea; Rhabditida; Aphelenchoididae
Source: the annotation of a GenBank genome assembly
AUGGGAAAUGGGAUCGGAACCCGGAAGGCGUCGAGGAUCGAUGGCGCGAGAAACGGGGCCCAACCCGCUAACAAAGACCCAUUUGGGGGACGGAGACUCAUUUUCGUGGUCAAUGUGAUCUCAUCGCCACUUCCCGUCUUCGGCGCGACAAGAACGACCACUCUCGAGGUUGUUUUGCUCGCCGCCACUAAACUCAUCCACCUGCCUUGUUGGGAUAUUAUGUUUUUGUGGGUGAGCUAAUAAUCGGGCCCGCGUAUAACGUCUUCCAUCUUUUUGCAAAUAGUUUCUGCUACUGUACUUAUAUUUUCAAGCUUGCUUUCUGCUGAUUCCGACGUUCCCAGAACAUUUCCACUCCCUGUUUUAUUUACUCCUCAAGAAAUUGAUUCCCCAGCGAUUGGCCACUUCUUGGAUCCGAAUCCUUGGCCUUGCGGGAUUCCGGGGAACGUCAUUAAGGGUUACUGUACCGUGGGCCUCGAAUCGAGUCGACCGGGACAAGUGGGGUUCGUCAAUCGGGGACUUAUUUGUCGCCAUUUUAUCAACUUGGCCAUCUCUUGGCCGUGUUGCCCCCGAUCGAGAGCCGAAAGUUUUUUGCUGUCCCGGAAAUCGAAUUCGAUUACUUUCGGAGUUGGUUUUUGAUCCGACCCUUAAGAAGUGAUUUGACGGAGGUCAGCAAUCCCGAGAUUCCACCGAUUUGACCUUACGGAAGCGCAUCCGACGGCUCCAUGGGGGCCGAAGCUCUAACCCCCAAGAAAAGCGCAAAUUGAAAUCUCGGCGAUCGGGAGGAAAACGAGGCGAGACGGACUGUAGAUGAACGCCAUUAUCCCGAUCCGCUUCCCGCCCUUUCAAAAUUUGCCUCCGGUGGUUGUUUUUUCGUUUCCCGUAAGCGCUGACUUUCUUCGGUAUUCUGGUCAUCCACGGAUUCCACUUUUCUAUCGCCUCAAUUCUCUCGAUUUAAACCGUUGUUUCGUUUACAUUCGCCCUAGGGAGUCUUUGCCUCAACGCUUCUCGACAACUUUCGAAGCCGCUGACCAGAGAACCCUCUCGAGGGACGGCUUCUUCUUCUUGAACGGUUUCCUCUGACUACUGGUUUCUCAAUUUAUGUUACCGUAGACUUGUUGAUAAUCAUUCCGACUGAUGUCUUGAGGUCAUUUUUCUCUUCUUCCCGAACAUUCCCCACUCUGAUUGGUCCCUCUUUCUUAUCGGUUUACUUAGCGCGAGAUGGUGCCGCAUUUUGUCUGCUUUACACUUUUGUUGUGUUGCUCUUUCUCUGGCCCUGGCGUGAUUCAUUCCGGCACGUCGAUUGACGCAAUCGGUCCCAGUCGCUCGGCACUUACAGAACCUUCUCCCGCACUCUGUUUAAGCUCAUUUUUUGUGUCAUUUUUUGGGACCGGUCGGCCAGGCUGACGUUGUCUCACGGCCCUUGAUCGGGGAGAACGAGUCCACUGUUACCGACUCCGACACUUUUUUCCUCACCCGAGAUUGCGAUCAAUGUGUGAAAAAAGGAAAAGGCGCCAAAUUCGAGGAAAACGGCAAUUUGGGGUUCGGAAGUUGUUGGAAUGCGGCUUGCGACGUCGUUCCGUUCCCGCACCGUAGGCCGGCCAGAAGGGUUGUUUUUGAGGGCUUGGCGCCAAAAUCUUCUGGAGGGGAAUCUUGGGAGACAUUUCGCGACCCCAGUCACCUCCCCAUUUACUUUGCUAUUCCAAGCGACCCGCCGCCCCUUCCCCGCGAACAAAGGGCCGCUGGGGUCCGAGUUCCAGGCCGUUUGUCAAGGCGCGCGACUCACUUCGAGACGAAUUUCGAGGCAGCUGAUAGAUGCCACCUGGGUGCACGGUGGGGAUCUCGGCAGGUCCGGGCCCAAAUUCCGGCAUAGCCCCACCCCGUUCGCAGCUGGCAACAUCUGCGUCGUCCUCCCGCACCCUCGAGACCUUCGAAUUUGAAAUCAGAAAGAGUACGGUAGAGAGGUGACGCCUCUGUCCUAGGAGCCGCCCCUCUUUAGGUGUCUAUUCCAAGGUGUUAAUGAGCUGCCAUAUUUGGCGGCGCCCUGUGGGACAUCCAGAAAGUCAACCGCAUCUUCAAGUGGACAUUGUUCUGUCGGUUUGUAGUGUUUCUGACUCAGUGACCUCAAAUAUUCCACUUGUUUCGCCGUUUUCCGAUCGCUCAACGCUUCGGCGACGGUCGGGAGUGCCGUCGACCUCGAGAGUAGAAGCCAGCCGCCUCUCCCUCACCGCAAUUUUGCUGCGCGAACGGCCAAAAGAAAUGUGUUUUGAAAAAAUUUUGAAAAAUGCUUUUCGCGGGAAUUCUUGUAAAGUUUUCUUGAUUCGUUUCUUUAUAGUUGUGGCGUCCUGAUAAAUCGCUAAAAAUAAUUUAUGAAAUUCAGGAAGAAAUUAUAAGUUAGUUUCCUGCUCAAAAUCUUUUGUUAUCUGCUUGAUUCUCAUAUAUUUUUUUUUUGAUUUACGUUGGGAAAUUUUGAGUAAUAUUUUCUUCUUGAUCUUUAUGGAUAUUAUCCAAUAGUUCUCUCUAUGUAUUACUAUUUCUUUUUAUUGUAGAUAAUUUUAAUCAAUGUGAUCUUGUAUAUACUUGUACAGGUGUUCAUCCCGUCAACCAGUUUUCUUGGGAACCUCUUCUCCAAGGUUUAUGUUAAGAGUUCGAUGAAGAGAGCUCAGUAGGACAGCCGAUCGACGACGAACGUCCGAAAGUGGGUGAUGGAGGAAGGAGGUGAAGGAAUAGCCUCCUUCCCUCGUUACAUCUUAGUUGUUGCGCAACGCCCGGAGGGUGGAUCUCGUUUUUGGCUGGUGAUUGCGCGAUCCGGGCAUUCGACAACCAGUUUUUGGUUGAUGCUUCGGUGUUCUUUCUUUUUUAUGCGAAAGUUGUCGUUGAUGGAAGGGGGCGAGGAGAGUGCCCCUCGUCCGAGAUUUUGUAGCAGCCCCCGAUUUUAUUGCAUACUCGAGGUGUGGAUGGGCUUCACGCUGUUGUCCAGACUUGUUCGGAAGGGAAAUCACCUGAGGGCGGCUCCUCGGUUCAUCUCGAGGUAUCCGCAACAAACACCUCCAGACCUCGUUGGGGAUACGAAAACCUGUUGGCGAAAGUGGAGCACGGAAGCAGGUCGACCUCCGGGCCUUGCUCCGUCAUAAGUUAUCCUUAUCCCUCCACCACAUAGACCUCUCUCUCUAAAUGAUUACUGUAUCUGCGUGAUGAAUUUGAACGUGCUUAUUAUUUAUUCCGCGGGGAUAAUUCCUCUAUAUUUUCUUGUUUUCAAAAGUUUUAACUAUAAUUCUAAAUAAAUUAUGAGUUGCCAAGGCGCUCUUGCUUUUAAUUUGACGGGAUUUCUGCGUUAUUUUUAGCCUCCCCUUUUUAGCGCGCGAUUUUUUUUUUAUUUGUUUAUAACUUAAGUUACGUAACAGUCUCUCAUGCUUUUUUCUGUCAUUUUCGCGCAUCUGAUAGAUUGUAAUACUGACCCAGAUCCUACUGUAAUUUGUCGAGUGUCCGAAAGCAGAAUCGGACAUUCGCAGAAAAAAAUUCUCUCAGGAACGAUGGCUUUUCAUCCAGAUCCAACAAAGAGAAAAAGGGCUCAGACGCCUCGGGUAACUUGGCGGAGGGAUGAGGGAGCAACUUGGAGGCGGUCCCUCAAUAACGCGGCUUCAGAAACCAUUCUGUGAUGGGCCCUCUUGAGUUAAGGGGCGAGCGGAGAACGGUCAUCCGCACGAGUUAAAGGUUCAUUAUGUCAUUGUAAACAAUCCAGCACGGCUACUGUCUUAUCUUUGGGGUUGUUAAUGUAAUUAAUGACGUGAAGGCAUAACACUGUUAUGUCUAUAUUAUAUAUGUCAGUCGUGGAUGUAGCCGCGUUCUUCGCCGAUUCUAAUUAUAAUAUUUCCGUUUCAGCGCAAUGGAUCAAAGCAGCUUGGGCCAACUUCAGAUCCCCCCUGGUCUGCUGAACAAUAUAAGUAUGAAUCUUUUUAUGGCCCGAGUCCUCAAUAUGACCAGUCCCUUGGCCACAAAGAAUUUCAACGAUGACGGAAAUCUCUCGUUCGACUUUAAGCAGGCUUCGACUCCUCUAACCAAAUUCCAUCCUUACUUGUUGAACUCUUCGGUCUCAUCUUCUCCAUCUACCCCGAUCUCAACUGUUGGACCUCAAAGAAUCAAACGACGGGUCAGAAAUUCGGGUCCGGCGAACAAAACGGCCGAGGUCUGGAGGUUUUUUACUCAGGUCACGGAGCCAGACCGACAGGCGGCGACGUGCAAUAAAUGUGGAAAGGAGAUCAAGGCGACUAACAGCAGGUAGGUCACACUUAUUCGACUUCAGUCGGUCAUAUCUUUUGAUGAAUCAUCAAAUAAUUAAUUUUUCAGCACGACGGGUAUGAUCAGACACCUGAAGAGUUGUCAUCCACCGGAAUAUGCCGUUCUUGAACAUGCCCGAGGCAAACAGACUCUCCUCAAGUCGAUUAACAGCCGUAUGUCGAAUAGGAAAACAAUUAAGUCUGUUUUAGUAGGCCAGUCAGAUGAGUGUACUAAGAAACUACAAGAUCUCCUGAAGACGAAUCUCCCAGUCCAGCCAGAAUCUCUCUCGCCGAGCUCCACGGCUUCCAGUGCAAAUGCCACAGUCGCGAGUUCUAUUUGCUUUAGUAAAGACGCCACCAAUUCAGCCGACUCUUCGGGAAUCGACAGUUACAAUGAGAACUUUGCCCGGGCGGAUGAUCAGAUAUCUGUUUGUGCCUCAAGUGCCAACUCUGACCUUUUUAACUUCAAUGUCGGCGAAUACAAGAAUGUCUUGAAGAGGAAUGAGGACAAUGCUAAGGCCUUGUUUGGAGCAGAAGUAAAAGACGAAGAACUCGAGAAUGAAGAGAAACCAGAGGACGCCGAAGUCGAGGAAAAGGAGGAUAAAAAGAUAAAGGAACACAAAUCUCUCAAUCAUCAUGUAGGUUUAGAAGUUAAAAUUUUCGUUAACACUUCCGGUUUGUAUGAAAGUUAAUCAUGAUACUGUAGAUUGCAAUGAUGGUCGUGUUUGGGAAGUUGCCUGAGGAAAUUGUUGAAAAUGCUGGAUUCAAGUUAUUGAUGCGAUUCUUGAAGCCGGAAUAUAACUUGCCAUCUCUAACCGAAUUCAGGGACAAGAUCAUUCCACAAGUCAGGAAUUACAUGCAAAAGUUCAUCGAAAAUAAGUAAGUCUAAUUAAUCAUCCCCAUCGCACUUUCGUAUUAAUACCGCUAACGGUUUUCUUUCAGUCAAACUCAUUGGCCGAUCUCACCCUCGACAACAGUCGAAAGUGGCUUCGAAGAGUUCGAGAACACCUCAGAAGGGCCCUGUAUAGCUGCCCAGAACCGAUCACUGAACAUGUCUUUCCUCAGCAUCCCCCUCAAGAAGGAAGACGACGCCAGCUCCUCAGUUGACUCAUACUCAAUCGCGCAUUCACUUUAA